This is a messenger RNA of Durusdinium trenchii, 2019 nucleotides long. The record is from the annotation of a GenBank genome assembly. Lineage: Eukaryota; Dinophyceae; Suessiales; Symbiodiniaceae.
AUGAUCUACUUCAACUUCAUGCCCUUGAAGCGUGCCGUCAUCAUGCCAUGUGACUUCACCCAAGCUCAACUUCUUGCACCUGUACAUGAUCAACUGGGUGCCCGUCUACCUGGCCUCCUGAGCUUCUUCCUGCGCAAGAACUGGUCUGGGAUCUUGCAGUCUCCACCGGAUUGUGACCUCCUCAGUCGCCAAUGCGUUUUUUGCGCGCAGUCAAUCGAGCCGAAUGAAAUGCUGUCACAUCAUGUCCUGCACCAUGCCUUUGACAAGCACUAUGGACAUCAAUUCAUUGAGAUGUGGAACAAACAACACCUGACUCAUGCACACUGCGUUUGUCACACCAUGCAGUCUUUGUCGGAUCCAGCGACAUCAUGUCAGCUGCUCAAGCACAACUGCCCAGUGGUCACUCAGCUGGCUGCCCUGUGUUCUGCCAUCGUGGUUCGUGACAUCGAUGGAAGAAUCGGUUCCGAUGAACGUCCAGGACUUCUCGUACCAGCUGCAGGAGACAAUGGGAGUCCUCGCACCAAUGCUGCUGACCAACAGGGGAAGUACAAGCGGCAACGAACCCAGAGUGGCAGAGAAGAGACAGCGGACCGACUCCUCAGCAGUUCAGCUCAGCCAGCCCCAACUCACCCACUUGCUGAAAACGAUGAACCUCCUCAUCAAGCACGAGGAUCAGCUCCAAAGCAUCGCCAAGCAGGAUUGCUUCAUUUUUUCACCACACCCGGAGAUGCUGGCAUCCAGCCCACCCUGCUGCAGGAGACCAACAAGUGGACACAGGAAAUGCAGAACAGCAAUCCUCCCUCCACUCCGCUCCGCCUGAUCUUGAUCCGGGCAAUCUUCGAGACCCUGCUGGAGAGGGUGCAAAAGAUCAGCAACAUGGAUCGCAACUCACCUGCUUGGAGUCAGACGGUGAGCGCUCAGGUCGCCCUGGCCAUUCUUGACAUGGAACCACGGCAAGAGCAAGCUGGAGAGAUCAAUCAGACCAAGGGCCUGUCCAUGAAGACCCUUAUGGAGACCCUGCAGGAGAAUCGGGAGCUGCUGUGUGCUUCAGAUUGGUCUGCGCGCGUACAGCAGUGUAUGGCACUUGCUCCAGAUGACGUUCCACCCUCACAAUGCCAAGAGAUCCAACCUGGCAACGACGAUUCAUCAGAGCCUGAUUGCAGAGCACAAGAACCCUCGUGCUCCGAAGGGGAAAGGGAAAGGCAAAGGCAAACGAUCAUUUUGACUGAGCCCUCCAUGUCCUUUGACCGGAGCGCUGCAAGGGAGGCCCUUUGUCGCAUUCUCCUCCGGAAUCCUGGAGAUUGGCGCUAUUUGAAUGCCACCUUGACCGGCCUCCUUUGGAUGCUGCUGCGUGGCCCAGAUGAGGCCACACAUGCUGAGCUUUGGGGACCACACGCCUUAAACUGGAAGGCAGUUUUGACAGCCUGUGCACAAGCGCAGGAAAUCUCUUUGUAUGCGCUGCAGGCCAUUGCGCCGCUGCUGCGCUUUUGGGCCACUCCUGAGAGCAGAGAUUGCUUCAUGGGGACCAGGUGGAGAUUCAUGAAAAAGGAGGAGAGCAUUGCCUGCUGGCUGCUGCCCUGUAAUUCCCUCCACAUCUCGGAUUGCUUGGCCUCCUGGUUGCGCCACUUAGGUAUGAGAACAGCCUUCGUCUCGGCGACCCCCUUCAAAUGCCUCCACAUCGACAGGGGCUAUCUGUUACACAAUGAAGCCUUGCGGAUCCCCGAGAUUCGCUUUGAAGAGGUGAUCCAGGUCCCGAUCUUUGACGGUGACCAACUUCACUACAGCUACCGUCCCUAUCAGGUGCUGGCCAUCUUGGCCCAUUUCGGUGACAGGCACGGCGGGCAUUACGUGGUGCUGAUGCGCCGCGAAGGGCUAUGGAUUGAGAAGAAUGAUGGAAGGCAGCCGAUCUAUCACGACGACCUGCCCAAUUACAUCUGGAAGGCUGCUGUGGUGCUCUUCAUGAAGCUGCGAGGGAAUUUUUCGUCUCACAUCAACUUGAAGAGCUCCUCUCCUUUUUAG